Microthlaspi erraticum is the source of this 783-nucleotide messenger RNA. Lineage: Eukaryota; Viridiplantae; Streptophyta; Magnoliopsida; Brassicales; Brassicaceae. The record is from the annotation of a GenBank genome assembly.
AUGAGUGAGUCGAGUGACACAGAGAGUGAGUCGCCGUGUUUGGAUGAUCGUGAGAUUGAGUCGCCGUAUUUGGAUGAUCGUAAUCUUAAUGAUAAGGAAAGACUACAGGAUAGGUUGGAGUGGGAAGGUUACACCGAGACCAGGGUGAAAAGUGAUGGGAAUUGCCAGUUCCGUGCUAUAGGUCAUCAAUUCUAUGAAGACAAAAAUUCGCAUGACCGUGUUAGAAAAGAAAUCGUCAAAGAGCUCAAAACUCAUCCACAAUGGUACAAGCAAUUUGUGUACGAUAUGCAAUACAAGGAGUACGUAAAGAACAUGUCUAGGGACUCCGUGUGGGGAGAUGGAACCACACUGCAAGCAGCUGCAAGUGUGUAUGGAGUCAAAAUAGUCGUCAUUACAUCAUCCAAAUACACAUCUUCCUUUGUGGUUCUUCCAAAGUCUCAAAAGGAACCCGACAAAGUCAUUCACUUGAGCUAUCUCGAAGGAAUCCAUUUCAACUCCAUCCACUUGAAACAAGGUACAUUUACCGUUAAGAAGAAUGAGGAGAAGGAGAAGGAGGAGAAGGAGGAGAAAAGGGAAGAGAAAAAGUGGGAGAUGGAGGCUAACAAGGAAAAGAGAGGGAAGACGGAGAAGAAUAACACGCAUAAAAUACGUAAACAACUUCAUGACUUAUUUGAUGACAUGUCAUUAAUGCCUCUUGAAGGAGAAGGAGAAGGAGAAGAAGAAGAAGAGGAGGAAGAAGAAAAACUAUGUCGUCAUCAGUUUCACUUAGCUGAUUUCAUGUGA